This is a messenger RNA of Hemibagrus wyckioides, 1146 nucleotides long. RefSeq names its product hydroxyacyl-CoA dehydrogenase (gene hadh). Gene Ontology annotation, biological process: fatty acid beta-oxidation. Gene Ontology annotation, cellular component: mitochondrion. Gene Ontology annotation, molecular function: NAD+ binding; (3S)-3-hydroxyacyl-CoA dehydrogenase (NAD+) activity. The record is from RefSeq and is a predicted model, not a curated record. Bases 64 to 993 code for a protein of 309 amino acids. Lineage: Eukaryota; Metazoa; Chordata; Actinopteri; Siluriformes; Bagridae. The transcript is spliced from 8 exons.
AUGACCACGUGACCAGGCUGACUUUCCCCCCGGUUUAGAGGAGAGCCGCUGUCGCACACAGUCAUGGCGUUUUUCACUCACCACAUAACCCGAGCUCUGAGCUCUUCUACCGUCCGAAAUGCUGCCAUUAAACAUGUUACUGUGAUCGGAGGAGGAUUAAUGGGCUCGGGAAUCGCGCAGGUUGCGGCAGUGACUGGACAUUCAGUUGUGCUGGUGGACAUGUCUGAAGACAUCCUGAAGAAAUCCGCCAAGGGCAUUGAGGGCAGUCUGAGGAGAGUAGUGAAGAAGAAGUUUGCAGAUAAACCCGAGGCUGGAGAGGAGUUUGUUCAGAAGGUGCUGAAGAAUGUUUCCACAAGCACAGAUGCUGCAUCAGUGGUGCAGAGCACUGAUCUGGUGGUGGAGGCCAUCGUGGAGAACCUCAAAGUGAAACAGAACCUCUUCUCUACACUGGAUAAAGUAGCGCCAGAACACACCAUCUUUGCCAGCAACACCUCCUCACUUCCUAUUGCGGACAUCGCUGUGUCUACAACUCGCUUAGACCGGUUUGGAGGGAUCCACUUCUUCAACCCAGUCCCUAUGAUGAAGCUUGUGGAGGUCAUCCAGGCUCCCGGAACAAGCCAAGAAACAUUUAACGCACUCCUCGAUUUCACCAAAGCAUUAGGAAAGCAUCCGGUGUCAUGCAAAGACACUCCAGGCUUUAUUGUAAACCGGCUGCUCGUGCCUUACCUAAUGGAGGCAGUGCGUCUACAUGAACGAGGUCACGGUUCCAAAGAGGACAUCGACGUAGCCAUGAAGCUCGGAGCCGGUCAUCCCAUGGGUCCUUUUGAGCUUUUGGACUAUGUAGGAUUAGACACGUCCAAAUUCAUCAUCGAUGGUUGGUAUCAGAUGGAGCCAGAAAACCCGCUGUUUUCUCCAAGCCCCCUUCUCAACAAGCUAGUGUCCGAGGGCAAGCUGGGCAAGAAGACCGGAGAGGGUUUCUACAAGUACAAAUAAACAGAACAGGGAUGAACCUGAACUUGGAAUUCUCUGUCAAAAAAAAAAAAAAUCAUGAACAAAUUUAGAAAGUCCAGAGAGUUGAUACAGAACUAAUGGAUCAUUAAACAGCAGUUGUGCAAUAAUACAAGAAAAGAAAAAUAGAAUAAACAC